Sabethes cyaneus is the source of this 1335-nucleotide messenger RNA. RefSeq names its product SPRY domain-containing protein 7. The transcript has 3 exons. Gene Ontology annotation, molecular function: protein binding. The record is from RefSeq and is a predicted model, not a curated record. The coding region runs from base 78 to 746 and encodes 222 amino acids. Lineage: Eukaryota; Metazoa; Arthropoda; Insecta; Diptera; Culicidae.
AGAGCAUUUUGCAUUUAGGAAGAAAAUAACCGAUAGUUUUUUUAUUGUAACAGUUUGAAAUUUUCAGGUGCAAAAAUAUGUUUUGCUGCCUUAAAAGUUGUUUAAAUGGCGUGCUACCCCAACAGACGGUACAAAUUCGCAAGGAACAUGAUCCUAUUCAGCUGGAUACUGCACAUAUGGGUCACGAAGUAGUCGUAAUAAAAGGUGGCCAAAGGGCAUGCGGCUCAGGUGGAGUUAUCGCAAACACACCGUUGCUACAAUCAAAAUCCUACUUUGAAGUAAAGCUUCAGCAAGGUGGACAGUGGUCGGUUGGGUUAGCUACGUUACAAGCAGAUUUAAAUCAGUCGAAAGGUGGUUUCGAUAAAGAAAGCUGGUGCCUAACAUCGGACAACGUAGUUUAUCAUAACGCAAAACCACUACACCGUCUGCAGAGCAAAACUACGGAAGAGCGUCCCGCGGACUCAGCAGGUUUACCGAAAUUGGAAACUGGAAUCAACUCGGUGUUCGCGAACGACACAGGCCUUCCUCAGGAAGGUGACACCAUUGGUGUCGCUUAUGAUCAUGUAGAACUAAAUUUUUACCUGAACGGAGCCAACCUUAACGUUCCAGUGCUCAGUGUUCGUGGAACUGUUUUCCCCUGCAUAUUUGUGGACGAUGGAGCUAUCCUGGACAUCGUGCUGAACAACUUUCAGUUCAGUCCUCCCCCAGGAUUCGAACGAAUUCUCAUUGAACAGUCGCUUCUGUGAUUUUCCACAAGUUUUUUAUUUAAAAUGUAACGUAAGGUCCAAUUAAUCUACUCUCUCAAUUUAAUGAAUGAUCGUUCUUUCCAAAGAGCACGCUUUAAUGACUGUUCAUGUUGAUGAUUGUUAUGUUUUACAGUUUAUCUCAUCUGUAUUUAUAUGUUCGGUUUUUAUGUGCAUAUUCAAAUAUAAUUGACAAUUUUUCGUUUAGUAAGUUAAAAAAUCAACCAAACUAAAUUGAUUGUGUUAAGUAAAUUAUAUAACAAGCCUAAUAAAUAAAAGACUUAUUACUUAUAUCAAACGUCCAAUAGUAGGUGCAAAGAACAAGAAACAAAAUUAAUGGAGAAAUAUACCUAAUUGCAUGUUUUGAUUACUGAUCCAGUCACUUCAUCCUUCACAUAAACUGCUGUAAAAAUUUGGUUGAUAAUAUUAAUACAAGUGUCAACCAGCUUUUUGCUUUAUUAACUUUGUUAAUGGCCUCAUGGCAAAUAAGCAUUUGUCAAAAAAUGACAUGUAUCGAUUGUUAGCAAAUAGUAUUUAUACGACUAAACCCGACUAAGCUAUUAUAUUAUUAUUAAUUAAAAAGUUAUUGAUU